Messenger RNA from Hyalella azteca, 5426 nucleotides. Its product is annotated as dnaJ homolog dnj-5. Lineage: Eukaryota; Metazoa; Arthropoda; Malacostraca; Amphipoda; Hyalellidae. Gene Ontology annotation, molecular function: dopamine receptor binding. The transcript is spliced from 10 exons. The record is from RefSeq and is a predicted model, not a curated record. Bases 227 to 3886 code for a protein of 1219 amino acids.
ACGCGUGUGACGGUGUGCUUCUUGGAUCAGUUUAGCAUUUGUAUGGCAGACUAAGCAUACUUAACUUGUUACCCUGAACCCAAAUCCCUAUAGAGGGCUGUGAAAACCGUAAUUUAUAGUGACUAGUGAGGACCGAAUAAACUUCACAAGAUUUCUCACACUCUCAUCCUAUCAGACAAAUCAUGUGAUGAUGUGACUGUUUCAAAAGAUCAUAUGAACUACAAGGAUGUCACAGAACCAGUCCCACCAUCCGAUGAACCCUGCUGUCCGUCAAGCUAGUUCUUCAGGUGUCAAUCCUGCAUCCCCUCCAGAAGCAUCAGCUGCUUCACCUGCACCAGUGAUCAACAGCAGCGCUGGUGGUUCCUCCACAUCAGGCUUGUCUUUUGGCACAGAUUUAGGCCACUUGCUUUGUGACACCUCCAAUGGCUGGAGUACUGCAACUUCUGCUUCAAAUGUUUACAAUUUCAUGAGCAGCCAAGAUACAGGAGGCCAUCCCCCUCUAGUCCCUCAACCCUAUAUAAAUCAGCCUCUGCAACAACAGGCAUCAUUCCUGGAAGAAAUCAUUCCUUAUCUUCCCAGAAAUAUAUGGGAGAAUCCUGCAAGUAGAUACAAUAUUCUUAAUUCCCUGGUAACUCUCACUCCUGAGGAGCACCAACAGCUGAUCAUUUUGCUUCAGCAGCAGUAUAUAGAAUCGCAGCAACAACAAACUCACUCUAAUUUAGGGCUUGGUCCAGAUUCUUCUCUGGCAGGACAUGGAAAUCUCAUUGACACUAUUCAUCCAAACCUCCAUGGCAUGACUGGUGGAAACUCUUUGGCAGAAAACUUGAUUCAAGUCCAUCACAGUUUUUCUGUUAGUCAAGAUGCAUAUGAGUCAGGCUUGGGACCUGCAACUGCCCUCGGAAACAUAGGAGGACCUCUCAACCGUUCCAGCAGUGAUCUUGGAAGUAGAUUUAAUAGCUUUCACUUGGAUUUGGGCAAUCUUACCAGCACAGAGGGUCCAAACACAAGUACUGUGGAAAAUUCUGGCACUACGAGUCAAAGUGUGUUUCCUCAUCACCAGCAGCUUGGCCAGCUUCCAAUGUCUUCAAAUUUUCAGCCUUGCUCUAGUCUUUACACUCAAACUUGCCAUUCUUCUUCUGAAAUGCUUGCAACCGCUGCUCUUGAUCAAAGUACAUUACCAAAUAUCAGUUUGAACAAUAUAGGAGUACUCACAGAAGAUUUGCAACGAGCUCCUGGAACCCCACUCUCUCAUACUCCGCCUCCCAAGAAUGCUAAUGAUUUGGCUGCUCAAUGUGUUCAGAAUGGAAAGUUCCUGGUUAAUGACAAAAUGCAAGAUUUAUCAACUCUUUCUGGCCACAAUAGCUCUACAAGCAACGUCAGUAAAAGUAAGAAAAACAAGAAGAACAAAAAUGGAACUGAAUCACUUAAUAAAUGCAAUUUACAGUCCCAUUCAAGUGAGCACCCAAUGAAUAGUUCUAAGAUUUACCCUCAAGCCCUAAAUAGUGACACAGGGACUGUCCAUCAGACUGCAGCACCUCAGCAGUUUUCUUUCUACUCCUCUGACCAAAAUAUCUUGGAAAAAAUGGGUAAUUUGUCUUCUUCUUUUGUUAACUGGAUAUCUAGGGAUAAUUCACGCCUCAGUAAAGCAGCUGAUGAAGUAUCUAAUGAUGUUUCAGCUCUUAAAACUGACCUGCCAGAUGCUUGCAGCAAAAUAUCCUCAGCCAAGAGAAAUACAAAUAGCAGUGCAUUUGUGCCAUGCAAUUUUGUUAAUCCUGAGGCCAAGAUGGCUGCUGGCAACUCUGGUAAUUCAAACAAGUUGUCAUAUUCAGACGUCCUGAGUAGCUCAAAAGCUGCCAAUGAGAUGUCAACCAAAACUUCCAUGAACUCUAGUAGUUCCAGCUCCCUUUCUAGUAGGAAGUACUAUGUUGAGAACACUUCAACUAAUACCAGUGUUCCAGUUGUUGUGCCUGUAUCAAACGCCUUAAAUUCUAUCAAGAGAUCUAAGAAUACAUCUUCAUCUUCCCCAUCUCUGUCGACAAAAUCAAAGAAGCCUGUCAACCCCGUCUUCGGCAGUCGUGUUGGUUUGGAUGAAUUUGUCUACCCAACAGUUGAGGAGCUGGUCUCAUCUUACCGAGUUCUAGAUAGUCUAAACUCCACUUCAAGUGCAUGUCUGGACACUAAGUCUACCAGUCCCAAGUCAAAGCCUGGGAAAUUUGAUAGGUCUGCCAACAGCACGGAGAACAGUGAAGAGGAGUCUUCUGUUAGUGAAGUGCCUGUCAAAGUGAAGACCAAGGUGACUCCUCCAACAGGCCCUGUGCUGAACAACAACAACAACAAAAUUUACAACCAGAAACAGAAUUUGAAGAAAAGCAGCUUCAUCAACAACCUCUCAGAAGGCAGCUCUAGCAGCACCUCAGCCACUCAGCAGAGCGGUGCUCAGAAGCAAGUAUCUGAGUCACAGGCACCUCCAAGCGCCACUCAGACCGGCAGCACUACUGCACCUCAGAGACUUGAAACUUCAUCUGAAGACGAUGGUGCAGUUGCUGGAGGAGUAGUAGGCGCUACUGGCCACAAAUCCCGCAACAGUUUCAGCAACAACAACAGCAAUAACAACAAUAACAACAUUGUCUCUGCCAAGGGUGCUUCUGGUAACAGGAAUAAAGGCAACAAUAAGAAAAGAAAAGAGCCAAAUGUAUGGCACACGGUGGCAGCAAGGUUGCUGCAGUUGUGUUGCUGCUAUGUUGCGCUGGCCUCGAAGUGGCUCUACAACCUCGUGGCUGAGGUCAUCUUGAUGAGUUCUAGCCUCUUCUGGCACGGCUGGACCAAGGCGAUGUCUUUCAUCAAGCUCUAUGGAUCUGUUGGUCUGACUGCCUUGAAGGACUUGUGGGGCUGCGCUGUCGAAAAACUGGAAAAAUUCUGGCGACCUAAAGGUUCGAAGAAGCGGGCGCUGGACACAGCGUCAGCAACCCACUACCUGGAGCAGAACAUUAUCCUGCCAUCUACAGGAGACGAGGCCAUGAAGAGGCUCCUCGCAUGCCGUGGCCUUAACAACUACAACAUCCUCGGCGUCACGCCUAACGCCUCCCUGGAGGACAUUCGAAGGUACUACAGGCGGCAAGCAUUCUUGGUUCAUCCCGACAAGAACAAAACUCCAGGCGCUGAGGAAGCCUUCAAAGUUCUAGGCCACGCGUUCGAGGAGAUCGGCGAGCCUGCAAAGCGAGAAGCGUACGACAAGCGACUACUCGGUGAAAGUCAACUUGGCGAAGCUUGGGACAAACUAGCAGACUUGUUGAAGGACUUGGAGCGAAAGCUGGAGGAGUCAGCGAACCUCAUCUGUUGCACCAGCUGCCCCAACAAACACAAGAGAAUUAAAGUUCCUGACCGACCGUUGUACGCUGCCCGGUACUGCGACCAGUGCAAUAUACGGCACGGUGCCAAGGAGGGCGAUAUAUGGGCGGAGAGCCGCUACUACGGACUGCGGUGGCGAUACUACGCAUGUAUGGAGGGCGCUGUUUACGACAUAACUGAGUGGGCCAACUGUCAGGCUGGUAAUCUGAAACAACUUCGUGCCAACACACACGCAGUUCAGUACAGGAUAGUGGCGGGCAAGAAGAAGAGCCAGCAGCAGCGCGGUCAACAGCAGCAGCAACAACAUCACGCUGGGGACUUGCCUACUGACCCAGAGAUCGAGGAAUUCUUCAAUCAGUUGUACAGAGAGAAGUUCUCGCAGCACUUCUCCCCACCGUCUUCCCCUCCCGCAUCAACUGGCUCCCCCUCCCACUCUGCGACUCCCCAUCCUUGCACUCCCCAGGCUGGGGGUGACGCCACAACUUCUGCACCGCGGCGUCGAGGCGACAAGUCAGGACGCCGCCAGAAGCGCCAAUAACUUAGCCGAUCAGUGGCAGCCUCUUGUAAAUCUCGAGGAUUUUUCCUUUGGAAAAGUAUUCAUGGCUCCCAUUGCUAUAGACGAUGACGUGGCUCUUAUGGGAUGGAAAAAGCAACGGGUGCGAUGACGUGGACCAAUUGUUGGAUUCGGAAUAGCUUAGCCAACUUAAUAAUACUAGGUUCUCACUGCAUGGUGUGGACUAAAUGCAUGGCACUCAUUGUUGGAACCUAUCUAUCAGCCUCUAUUCUGUAUCUUCGUUUCGGAUUGGCUUGGAUCAUGAGUGUGCAGUGAGAGCAUAGGACGGACCAAACUUGAAAACCAUGAAAUGAGGGAGAAGAGUUCGGCUCGUAAGGGAUGUCAUGUCUAUUGUGUGCUGGGAUGUGUCAGUUUGCUGAUCAUAACACGAGUGAGGGAGUCUUAAGUUAUCUGCUACUGUAUAUAAUGCACGUUUUUCCCAUAUGCUUUCUUAUCAUAGUAUUUUUUCCGGUAGUGUAUGUAUUAUAUGGUGCAAAAUAUGAUGGGUGUAGCUCUUUGUCGUUCAGUUACGAAAUGUUUAAGCUAAUCUAUAAAGAUAGUCUUAACAAACCAUGAGAUGAGACAUUGACCAAUAAAACAAUGCAUUUCAGGGCAAUUCUACAAAGAAUUACCACUGAAUAGAUCACGCGAUCCCAACGCAUCACGCUUAUUACUUCCUGACUCGUAACUUCUUGAAAGUAUGACUAGUUCCAGCAGUGCGUUCACAGUUCAAUUCAAGACUGAGCUCAAAUUAAUCGUACCCGCUGGUCAUUAAACUCUUGCCCUGAGUAGGAACCUUGCUCUCGGGCUCUUAACCGCACUUGAAUUUUGAAUAUGAAUGAAUUAAUUAAAUCAUUGCUGUGCCACCGCAAGUCAGGUAUUUUGGAUGGUUAGUAUAUCGAUUUCUAUAUCUCGAUGUUUUUCAUCAAUUCGACAUAUUUUACAGUGAAUUUGUUGGCCGUCGAUUUGCUCUGGUAUAAACGGAUCGCAUUCCAGGCCGGAAUUUCGUUGAAAAUGUUUCUUUCUUUGUCUUUUUCCGACUCUGAACUUUUGUUGCUUUCUUGGUUCAAGAGAAAAUGUCUUUGGGGUCGCGACGUAUCUGGUGUACUGGAAGAACUGAAGUGAAUCAUAAAAAUUAAUUUAAAAAUUGCCACAACCGUUAGCAGAAUUCGCUUGAUUGGUGCCCAACGUUUUAAGAAUAUGUUUUAUUUAAAACUUAGUUGUCAGUCAUUUGAAAUUAAAUGAAAGAAGAUUCUGUCUUAAAUUAUUCUGUUCUGUAUGUAAUUAAUUUAUAAACUAAGAAUUUAUACUUGUUGCUUAUUUCGCCAAGGUUCAUGUAAUUAUGGUUUAGUUUGAGCUUUACGUUUAUAAACUUUUUCAGCUCGGUGCUAUCUUCACCUCAAUUUGUGUCUGGUUAUUUCAUAACAGUCGGCGACCAAUAAGGAAAAAAUUUCUUAAAAUUCAUAUCAAAUAAUAUGCUAAUGGUUCUGUGACAUGUAAUUCGUAGCUAAUCUUAAAUUGUAUU